Messenger RNA from Dovyalis caffra, 900 nucleotides. Lineage: Eukaryota; Viridiplantae; Streptophyta; Magnoliopsida; Malpighiales; Salicaceae. The record is from the annotation of a GenBank genome assembly.
AUGAAUCCUACAACUCGGGCCUCAUGCCUUUAUUUUCUUUUAUUUCAUUUUAUUCUGAAUAAUUAUUCUCAUGCUGCACCUAACCUUGGACCCUUCAAAUCCGAUAUUUCCAUACCGGCUCUAUUUGUGUUUGGAGAUUCUUGGGUGGAUAGUGGAAACGGAAAAUAUCUCAACAAUUCAGAUCCAUCUUCUGCAUAUGGUGUGGAUUUUAAAGAAGGCCAACAGAGUAGAGCCUCUAAUGGAAAAACUAUGGCAGAUUUUAUUGCUCAAACUUUCGGAUUGCCAUUUCUUCCACCUUAUUUGAGUUUGAACAAAUCAGAGAGCAUUCAAUACGGGGCCAACUAUGCAUCUUCUGGCUGUGGCAUUCUUCCUGAAACAAACAAAUACGUAUAUGUACGUUGCAUGGAUUUGGAUGAACAAAUCAAAUUGUUUGAGAGUUCCUUGAAGAAUUUAAGAACUUCUAGCGACUUGUCAAAAUCUCUUAUGUUCGUCAAUAUGGGACAAAACGACUUGGACCUCAACCAAGACUUGAGAAAAAAUGAUUCUCUAGAUGCGGGAAAAUAUGUGGCCGAAUCAUUAUCUAAACGAUUGCAGAGACUCUAUGAUCUUGGAGGACGCAAAUUCUUAGUGAGCAAUUCCCUUCCUCUAGGAUGUAGACCAUGCUCGAUAAAGCAACAAAAUCCUAAGACACCUUGUGUAGAAGGAUUGAACAAGCUGGCGUCCCAAUAUAAUAGCAACCUUCCUCAGAUACUAAAAGACUUGGAAUCCACUCUUUCGGGUUCUAAAUUUGUUCUGUUAGAUGUCUACAAGGUUUUUGAAGAUGUCUUCGCAGCACCUGGCUCAUAUGAGCCUUUGUCCUCAAGGUCGAUUGGAGAAUCUUAUGUUCCAAUGCACAAGUAA